Psylliodes chrysocephalus is the source of this 510-nucleotide messenger RNA. NCBI's taxonomy places the organism in Eukaryota, Metazoa, Arthropoda, Insecta, Coleoptera, Chrysomelidae. The record is from the annotation of a GenBank genome assembly.
AUGCAAAAACAGUUAUUAUUAACUGAUGUAAGUGAGAUGAAAAAUCGUUUCGACGAACGGCUAAAUGAAUUGUGUUCAUCAAAAGCGGAAGUAGGUCCAAGUCAACAAUGCGAGGGGGAAAUAUCUUCUCUUGAUAGUUAUGUUCAACCAUCAACUUCGUUAUCUGAACCAAGCUCUGAUUUCAGUAAUAACAAAAGAGAAAUAAAUGUCUCAGGGGCAUCUGAAAUUCAAGUUCCCGGUCAUGAAAAACGCGUGUAUGAAGGUUAUGAAGAUUUCUCAGAAGAUCCCAAUGUGAAAAAAAGAAAAGCCGACAUAUUAAAAAUUAGGGAGAUUUCAGCAAGCAAUCUAAAAAAACAAGCUGAAAAAAUGCUUCAAACCUCUAAUUCAAAAUAUCCUACCGCUAAAAAGGGUGACACAGUUAGAGUUCGAGUCCCAGAUGUCGACAGAGGUCGCACCGAUGGAAGAAAUAUUUUGGCAAUUGUCCUCGAAAUAAUAAUCUUUAUAAAUUAG